UUGUUCUUGUCAACUUGUCUUCAAGUAGCAAAAAAUAUUAAGAGGUUGCUGGAUCUUAUUUUAUUCUGCUUUUUCAGACUUAUUGGUUCUGCAUGAAAGUGGCUUUGGUAUAGAUUCCGAUGUUUGUGUUACUAAAUCAUACGCCCAUGCCAUGAAAAAUCUAUUUAAGGCACACCCUUUGUCAUAUAUGACCAGACAAAAAUGUUUCUGAUUUGUUAUCCAUUUGUGCGAUAUUUGUCUUUGCACUCGCAGCAGAUUCAUCAUGCUCAAUUGAUGGCUAUGCUUCCUUCUCGGGUUCUGCUGCCACCGAAUGUCGAAGAAGAUGAACCGAUUUAUGUUAACGCAAAGCAGUAUCAUGCUAUUCUCAGGAGAAGACAAUAUCGUGCAAAGCUCGAAGCUCAGAACAAACUCUUAAAAGUUCGAAAGCCAUAUCUGCACGAAUCUCGUCAUCUUCACGCGUUAAAACGAGCUAGAGCAAGGGGAGGGCAAUUUCUCAACACAAAGAAACUCCAACAAUCCAAGAGCAUUCCGACAGGAGACAUGCCCAGGUCUCCUCAGCAACAUUUGUCUGCAGACAUUCCAAGAACAGAAAGUCAUCGCCCGGGAAAUUUCAAAGAUGCUGCAUCGUCUACCCCUGGCACUGAUGUCACGAGUGCCUCUAACAGUGAUGAAAUGUUUCAGCAGCCGGAUUUCACGUUCUCUAUCUAUCCUCCUGAUCAUAUAGGUCAUGCUGGCCAUCAUCUUUCUGAUCUCUGCCGAUAG
Hibiscus syriacus is the source of this 762-nucleotide messenger RNA. Its product is annotated as nuclear transcription factor Y subunit A-6-like. Gene Ontology annotation, biological process: regulation of transcription by RNA polymerase II. The record is from RefSeq and is a predicted model, not a curated record. Gene Ontology annotation, molecular function: DNA-binding transcription factor activity, RNA polymerase II-specific; RNA polymerase II cis-regulatory region sequence-specific DNA binding. Gene Ontology annotation, cellular component: CCAAT-binding factor complex. Bases 202 to 762 code for a protein of 186 amino acids. Lineage: Eukaryota; Viridiplantae; Streptophyta; Magnoliopsida; Malvales; Malvaceae. The transcript has 2 exons.